AGGGAAUGGGUGCUGGGGAGGGGCGCGGUGGGGGAGAGUGAGAGCCUCUCCAUCGUGUCCAGGGACACAGGUGACAGUGUUUCAGAGCUGCUGAGGGCAGGAAGGUUCCAGAGCAGGUGUCACAGAGGCCAGGCUGUCCUGGGGCAGGAAGGUCGCUCCCAGCACAUCCCUGGCUGGGCUGGAUGAGUUCUGCUGGGGCAGAGCUGGCCUGGAGUGAUGGGGCCGAGCCUGCUGGGAGCCACCAUCCUCCUCUGCCUGGUCGGUGUCCUCCAGGCCUAUGCCAUCGAGAAGAAAGGGGAUGUGUUCAAGAAGAUGGCGUGUCCCGCCUUCCUGACGUUCGAGAACGUCGCCUACUUGGCAGACAUGACCUUCGAGCUGCCCUGCAAGUGCAAGCCAGAGGAGGUCUCUUCCGUCGUCUGGUACUUCCAGAAGAACCUGCGUGGCCGCACGAUCACGGUGCUGACGGACUUCGACGGCACCGUGGUGCUGGACUCGAGCCACGUCCGCGCGGGCAGCGACCUGCUGAAGCGCUUCAGCAUCCGCAUGUUCAGCCUCAUCGUGUUCCGGGCCCAGCUGAGGGAUUCUGGGCACUACCUGUGCGGCUCCAAGGAAGGGCACGUCUUCUACAGCUACGACGUGGACGUGCAGCCCAUGGGGCGCAUCACGGUGGCCUUCCUGGACAGCGGCCAGCACGUGCAGGACGACUACGUGGGGGAGCAGUUCAGCCUCUUCACCACCUUCUGGGACUGGAGCAGCUGCGACCGCUGCGGGGUGCGGGGGGAGCAGCAGCGCGUUGGGCUGUGCUAUGUGCAGAGCGCCCAGCUGAGCCCCCGCUACCGCACCUCGCUGCCCAACGUCACCUCCUGCGGCUCCCGGGCUGUGCCUGUGAGCUUCCCACACCUCCUGCACCUCCGCAGCCCCGAGGUGGCCGUCCGGAGCUGCCUGAUGCCGUGCCCGCCCAAGGAGGUGCCCGAGGAGGGCGUCCAGUCCAUCUCCAACAUCGUCUACAAGUUUGGGGAGAAGCCCGACGUGCCCCGUGUCCCCAUCCAGUACCACAGCCAGCCCUCCCGCACCAACCUGGUGAUCGCGUGCCCGGGGGCCCGCCCGGAGCACACCGUGGGCUGGGACAAGGACUCAGUCCGGCUCUACCGCUCCGAGUACCUUGUGGGUGUUGAGAAGGGCAUGAGGGUCUUCAUCGACCACGGGAACCACCUGCACAUCCUGCGGGUGCGCAGGAGCGACAGGGGCACCUACUUCUGCUGGAGGGACGGCGAGAUGGUGGCGGGAUUCCGGCUCAGCGUCACCUUCCCGGCCCAGCGCCGGCGUGGCCCCGGCGACCCCGAGUCCAUCUUCGUCAUGAGGGCCGUGGGCAUCGGCUUCGCCGUCAUCACCGGCAUCUUCUUCCUCGCCCACCUGGGCCGCUGCUGCUGGUGGGUGCUCAGGAAACCGGCCGGGUUGUAGUGUCUCCCCUGGAGCGCACUUGGAUGCCUCGGAUCAUCCUCCUGUCGGAAAUCUCCGGUGUUUUGACCGUUUUUAGUUUGCUUUUCACUUUUCAAAGGAAAAAUAUUUUUCGAAUUAACCUGAUGAUUAAACAUCUCUGGUUCUGGGGCUGUUUUGAACCCGCCCAACUCAGCACAGAGUUGGGAGCCGAUGUUUGAGGUAGAGCUUAAAGGACACAGGGGCAGCACAGACCCCUCUCCCAGGCUGGGGCAGGGCAGCUCCUCAGCCUGCUCCAGGCUCCAGGGCCCCCCCAGGGAGCCCGGGGUGGCUGCAGGGGACACAAUCUGCACUCAUGAGAAUGAGCUAAACACUCGGUGAUGACAUGAGGAGCAAAGCCAGGGAAAGGAUGUGGCAGGAAGGGACAGAGCUACAGGAAACAAUCAGCACCUCCCACACUUGGUGAAGG
This is a messenger RNA of Lepidothrix coronata (blue-crowned manakin), 1906 nucleotides long. RefSeq names its product Ig-like V-type domain-containing protein FAM187A. Lineage: Eukaryota; Metazoa; Chordata; Aves; Passeriformes; Pipridae. Bases 217 to 1461 code for a protein of 414 amino acids. The record is from RefSeq and is a predicted model, not a curated record. The transcript has 2 exons.